Linum trigynum is the source of this 222-nucleotide messenger RNA. Lineage: Eukaryota; Viridiplantae; Streptophyta; Magnoliopsida; Malpighiales; Linaceae. The record is from the annotation of a GenBank genome assembly.
AUGGACUCCGAUUGGGCACCGACGACAAAACGUCACCUCUCCAAAAUCCCGAUUCAAAACCUGGAAUCCAACCCUAGGAUCUCGCUGACUACAUCGAUUCCACUAUGGGUCCUCUCUUGGCUCUACCCGUCUUCAAAUCUGAAUCUUGAUGGCGAAACCUCCAAUCCUGUCACUGCAGAGCUUCGUUUUGUCGUCUUUGUGGGCUGGGUUUGUGAGAUUUAG